Molecule: messenger RNA, 1829 nt
Organism: Trifolium pratense (red clover)
Lineage: Eukaryota; Viridiplantae; Streptophyta; Magnoliopsida; Fabales; Fabaceae
Product: putative F-box/FBD/LRR-repeat protein At1g78760
Exons: 5
Coding region: 189-1595 (468 amino acids)
Molecular function (GO): protein binding
Source: RefSeq, a predicted model, not a curated record
AUUAAAUUAUUUAAGUCCAAUGAAGAAGCAAACCAAUGUUGCUGCCUGCUUCACUGACUCCCUCGUCUGGUUACCUUAGCGGGCGUUCGAUUUCACCAUCAUCACAACUCACAACUCAGUCACGUCGUUGGUUUUUGUCUGAAUAACUUCUAAUUCAACACAAGGAAAGGAAGAGAAGAGGUAUUGAAAUGAGUGAAGCCAAAUUGAGUGAUUUGCCUAAUUGCAUUCUCAUUCACAUUUUGUCAUUUUUGAAUACUAAAGAUGCCGUUCGAACUUGCAUUUUGUCCAAAAGAUGGGAGCAUAUUUGGAAAUAUAUUCCCACCCUUACAUUGCAUUACUCAGAUUUUUCUACUUUGAAGAGUUUUGACAAAUUCGUGUCUAGGGUUUUGUCUCUUCGCGAUGACUCAAUUUUGCCGCACACAAUUGAUUUUGAUCGUAAUUGUGACAUUAAGUCCGGCUUACUUAAAAAGGUUGCAUAUUAUAUUUUAUCCCACAAUGUCAAGCUCCGUCGAUUAAGAAUUGAUGUCAAAGGUGAUAUUCGUGACAUUCUGCCUUGCAUUUGUUCAUGUCAGACUUUAACGUCACUUAAGCUAUCAGUUUCACCUAAAGGUCGUUAUAAUUACGGGAGAACAUUGUUUCCUAAAUCGCUGAAUUUAACAGCGUUGACUUGGUUGCAUCUAGGACAUUUUGCCUUUUGUGCUGGUGACGAUGGCCGAAUUGAGCCCUUUUCAGCCUUUAACAAGUUGAAUAGUUUGAUCAUUGAUAAUUGCACGGUGAAGGAUGCACAAAUCCUGUUCAUAUCAAGUGAGAAGCUAGUUAGUUUAUUUAUGCGUAACCAUUCUUUUGAUGUUUACCAAAUUGAGCUAUCUGCUCCAAGUCUUCGUACAUUUUCUUUUAUGGGUACUCCUUAUCAGAAGUUCCGUGGAAGUAGUCUUUCUUCUGUUGAACAAGUAAACAUUGAUGCGGAAAUGUUGGCAAAUUACUCGGAGCCUCCUUUGGUUCUACUCAGUUGGCUGUCUGAUUUUCCUAAUAUAAAAUCAUUGACGGUCUCUGCAAGUACGCUACAGGUUCUCUCCUUUGUUCUUAAUAUUUUAAUGGAUAAGCUAUUAUCAGGAUCCCUGAUGCGUAGCUUGAAGUCACUGAAAGUAAAGCUGAAACCACUUUCAUAUGGAUUAUCCAUGGCAUUGAAAAUUCUCAAGAUAGAAAAAGAAGUAAAAACAAGAUUCGAACCAUCUUCACUCAUACCUGAUGGAAUACUGGACCUUUUGCUCAAUAACUCGCCGUCGGCAGAUGUUAACAUCGUAGAAUGCUCGAGGAUUGACGACUCCUUCGACCAUCUAGCUCCGUUCUCAUCUUCGCUUUUUUUUCAAUUCCUUCAGCCUUCUUCUAAUGAGCGUGUUGAGGAUUUCCUGGAACGGCAGAUACAACACCUUAAGGGAGUGAAUCUGCAGAUACAAAAAUAUACUGAUCUAGUGACUAAUGAGGUGAUAAUUUGGGAGAGGGAGGAUUUAAUAACCCUCAAAGAGUAUCAGAUAAUGUUCUUAAAGAUCAGUGAUGUCAUAGAGCGACUGGUGCGUGAACUUGAAGCUCUUUGAUUAAACUCCGAAGUAAAAUCAACUGAAAAUCUUGAAAGAAACUAAAGAUUUAAGUGGCUUUUUUUCACAUAUUGGUUGUUGGGUUCUACAUGUUUCUUUUCUGGAAAUUUCAUAUGAUUUUGUUUCUUAUGAUCUAAGGAGCCCAAAAUUGUAUUUUCAUCUAAAGCUACCAAGUUACUGGAACUUAAUAUUUUGAUAGACCUAAUAUGAAUGACCAAACUUGAAUAUUCUCAA